AACAGAAGAAUCGAUUCUAUAUGGAGAUCCUUGGCAAUUCAAUUACUGAAUGAAUAUUUGGACAUAAAAAGCGUUUAGAAUGAAAUUUUCAUUCUUUCAUUUCACUCGUUUUCCAUGCUGAAACUUCUGACCGUAUGACGUGAAGCAAUUCAUCAACAAUGAUUUCUUACUGUAAUAAAUACAUGUAUUGCUUGUAUUCAUGUUUCAAAAUUACAUAAAACCACAUUUCAUUUUGUUCGAUUAGACGCGCUGCCGCUCUCUAUUGUGAGUAAACAAAGAAGACAAACUGUAGGUCGCGCUGAAUGACAAAUAAAAAGUUUUUUCCGAGUUGUUUCCCACAUAUGCUUCGCCGGUGCUUCGCAUGGUUAUUAUGUUGGAAGAGAAGUUGGGAAUUCAGAUGUAGUAGGUCGUUAUCGUGUGUUUUGUCAACCCGAAUAUGACAGAAACGCUACUAGGUGCCUGGGAUUAUGUGGCGAUCGUCGUCUACUUCGUUCUCGUACUCGUCGUUGGUCUCUAUUCGUUAUGCAGAUCGAACCGAGGGACAGUGAGCGGGUAUUUCCUUGCUGGAAGAUAUAUGACAUGGCUGCCAGUGGGAGCAUCGCUGUUUGCUAGCAACAUUGGAAGUGAGCAUUUUGUUGGGCUGGCAGGAUCUGGGGCAGCAGCAGGCAUAGGGGUAGCAGCAUUUGAAUUCAAUGCCUGUCUUUUGGUCCAGCUGCUAGGCUGGGUAUUUCUUCCAGUUUACAUUGCAAGCGGGGUAUCAACCUUGCCCGAAUAUAUGACAAAAAGAUUUGGAGGCAGUCGCAUUCGAGUCUAUUUGGCGAUCCUCUCACUAAUCCUCUACAUUUUUACCAAGAUAUCGGUCGAUCUUUACUCAGGAGCACUCUUCAUUCAAGAAGCACUUCAUUGGAAUCUAUACCUUUCCAUUAUAUUACUUCUUGCCUUGACUGCAGUAUGCACAGUUACAGGUGGUCUGGCUGCUGUUAUCUACACAGACACUCUUCAAUUCUUCAUCAUGAUUAUCGGAGCUUCUAUUCUCAUGAUCAUGAGUUUUGUUCGCAUCGGUGGUUAUGAUCAGUUACGGGUGAAGUACAUGAAUGCUAUACCAAACACGACAAUUUAUAAUCCGGAUACUUCAUGCGGAUAUCCGAGGGAAGAUUCAUUCCAAAUGUUACGUCACCCAACUAACUCUGACAUGCCCUGGGCCGGUUUUCUCUUCGGUCAGACACCAGCUUCUAUUUGGUAUUGGUGUACGGAUCAGAUGAUGGUGCAGAGAGCACUGGCAUCGAAAAGUCUGUCUCAUGCCCAGGGUGGUUGCAUCCUCGCUGGAUAUAUCAAAUUUCUCCCUAUGUUCUUAAUGGUACUUCCCGGAAUGAUCAGCAGGAUCAUGUUCCCAGAUGAAGUAGCCUGUUCUACUGCUGAAACAUGCAUGGAGGUAUGUGGUAGUACUACGGGAUGUACCAAUAUUGCGUAUCCUAGAUUGGUCAUGGCCGUACUUCCUACUGGCCUUCGUGGUAUAAUGCUUGCUGUGAUGUUGGCUGCUCUGAUGAGUGAUCUAACAUCUAUCUUUAACUCAACAAGUACUCUAUUCACCAUCGAUGUAUGGACGUACUUGAGAAAGAAAUUCAGCAAGAAAGAUCCAGGCGUCAGGGAACUUAUGCUCGUGGGCAGAUUGGUUGUGUUGAUUCUGGUUGGUAUCGCCAUUCUUUGGGUUCCCAUUAUCCAAGAGAUCCAAGGAGGACAACUCUUCAUUUAUAUCCAAGAAAUAUCAGCUUACUUGGCCCCACCUAUUGCUGCUACAUAUCUUCUUGCUAUCCUGUGGACCCGUGGGAACGAAGAGGGAUGCUUCUGGGCUUUGUGUGCUGGAUUCUUGGUUGGUGGUAUCCGUAUGAUCCUUGACUUUGUCUACCGAGCACCGCCAUGUUGGGGUGAUCCUAUCUACAGACCAUCCAUCGUAGCAAACAUGCAUUACAUGUAUUUCGCUCUCUUUCUCUUCUGGUUCACCAUCCUGGUCAACGUUGUGGUCAGUCUUCUCACUGACCCACAGGACCCGAAGAAGCUUAUUAGAACAACAUGGUGGACUCGUCUUAGUCGGGUAAAGCGCGAAGAUGAGGUGAUUGAAGAAGACAAAGGAUAUAAGAAAAAAAUUGAAUUAGAUGACGAAAAUGAUGAACGGAGUCAAUGGCGUCGUGCUUACGACUGGUUCUGCGGUUACGACGAUACCACGAAAGGGAAGAUUUCGCUCAAAGAACAAGAAGAGCAUCUCCAUAAGAUCACAUCACUUAAGCAGGAUCCUCGAGCCAAAAUCGUUCUCAAUGUAAAUCUGGUUCUCAUUAUUGGAGUCUCUACUUUCAUGUAUGUCUUCUUCUCAACAUAGACCAGAGAUAUUAAUUAUUUUUAGCGCAUAUAAGAACAUCAGGAAGAGUCGAAGUGACGCCCCUUGCAGAUUAACGAACCAUCUGAACAACCAUUUGGUCAAAAGUUGAUAUUAUCUGGUCGUAAGCUAGUUCGCACAAAAAGGAUUGUACAUGUACAUGUAGCUAUUUUUUCUCAAAUAGCCUAUCUUACAUCAUUAAAACUAAAUUCCCAAAUAGAAUUAUAAUUGUAUGUUACAUCAUCUGUUUCGAUUUGUUUUCACUGGCCACACAGUUUAUAUAUUUGUCUGAAUAAUAAUGAUAUAAAUGUAAUUAUUCAUCAUAAUAAGAUCAAAUUUUAUUCAUGAGUGAAAAAAUGCUUUGUUCUUAAAUCGCUGCUCGCGCAUACAAAAAAUAUAUGAUUUAAACAUAAUAACUGAAUUUAAUUGAUUUGCAAUAUGUAUAUAUAUAAAUUACUUUAAGUGUACAGAUUUAUGUUAUGUUAUCUUUAUCAAAUGACUUCUAAUUUGAGGAUAGGAAUGAAAUAUAAUUAUGUCCAAACAAAUCUGUUCAAAUAAUUAAUUUCCAUUGAAAACUAGAUUAGACUGAGGUAAUCAUGUCCUUUGGAUAUUAGUUUGAAACUGUAAUUAUAUUAGUUAAUCAAAACCAUUAAAAAGAUCAAGUUGGAGAAAAGUAGCAAUUUAUUCCUUGCUGUUGGUCUAAUCGACGAUGAUGUCAUAUUAGAAUAGAAGACCCUUUCAUUUUCUUUCGAAAGUGAAUAUUGAUAGAUUUAUUUUCAUAGACUAUAUACAUAGUUUUUCAGCAUUUAAAUAUUUUUUUAUACCUUGGGGAUUUGAAUGAUGUCUAAAUUUCAGAAUUCCAUGGUUUAGGCUUCAUUAUAAUUUGAAUAUAUUAGCAAGAUUGAAAGUUGUUACAUUUUUCUUCCUAAUUCAUGUAGUUAACAAAGUAAUAUGAAGUGGACGGAUACUUAGGGAGUUAGAAUUCAAAAAUAUUUCUAACAUGAACAAUAAAAGGAAUCGGUUACUCUACCUCUCACAUUUAUGAAGGUGAAUUCAUCGUUUCGUGUCCAGCACAAAUAAAUGCAAGUUAUUCUUAUGAUUUUCAAUGAUUUGCAAUUCUUAUUUUGUUUUCUUUGAUCCAAUGAUAAGCUGAUCCAUGUUGUUCUGCACCAAGAAUUAUGAUUGCAAAAUGAACAUAUUUAGGUGGAGGUCAUUUGAGGAAUAGCAAAACGUUUCAAAUCAAUAUUGCUCUUUUGAAAUGCCUGAUUUUGUUCAUAUGUGGCGAUAAUGUAUUUUACAAAAAAAAAGAAAGGUAUAAUUAAAUUGGCAAAUUCAAAACUCUUAUUAUCAAUGAAAACAUUUUGUCAUCACUACAGUUGGGCGUAAUAUCCACUGGAAACCAGGAAACAUUUCAUUUAUGAUUCUCGCCAAUAAUUUUGUUGCCAGCCAAUCAGAUGCAAGGAUUUCAGUAGAUUAUAACAUCCUUCGUUGAAAAUCAGUGAACUUUUCGUUUCAUGAAAUGCACCUUCCAGUUGAUAACAAAUGCACGAUUUCUUUAACAAAUUAACUAUCAACCAAUCAUAUUGAAGGAUUUCAGUAGCUUUUAACUGUUAUUGCAAAUUGGUAUCGUAACAAGUUUUAUGACACAGGACCCAGGACAAUGUUUUCAAUAAUUGGGUCAACCAACCAUUUAUGUAUUUAUUGUUACGUUCAAACCUGUAAUGUAUAAUUUUCAUGUAUUUUAAUUAUUAAUCGAUAAAUUGAUCUGCAGC
Lytechinus pictus (painted urchin) is the source of this 4143-nucleotide messenger RNA. Its product is annotated as sodium/mannose cotransporter SLC5A10-like. Bases 437 to 2374 code for a protein of 645 amino acids. Gene Ontology annotation, molecular function: D-glucose:sodium symporter activity. Gene Ontology annotation, cellular component: plasma membrane. Lineage: Eukaryota; Metazoa; Echinodermata; Echinoidea; Temnopleuroida; Toxopneustidae. Gene Ontology annotation, biological process: transmembrane transport. The transcript has 15 exons. The record is from RefSeq and is a predicted model, not a curated record.